CAAAGAUAUCAGCCUCCUGUUCUUCUUAGAAACUUUCAAAAAUACAAAAAUAUUUCAAGAUGAAGUUCCUUUUCGUGGUUGCUCUUAUUGCCUUGGCCAUCCAGGUGGCAUAUUCUGCCUCCAACACCACAACCACGACUGAUGCCACCACUACAACAACUACCACUACUGCGGCAACAACAACCACAACCGCCUCUUCCACCCACAAGAAGCGUUGCUGGAAGGGCAACAACUGGUGCCACACUCGCAUCCCCAAGAAGAAGUGCAAGCACCCAAAGAGGUGCCACAAGACCGUUGUGAUUGUGACCCACAGGAAAAACUAAUGACCUUUAAAGGUUGCCUUAAAUAAAAUUAGUUCUAUGUAUA
This is a messenger RNA of Drosophila eugracilis, 366 nucleotides long. Its product is annotated as protein new-glue 3-like. The record is from RefSeq and is a predicted model, not a curated record. The transcript has a single exon. The coding region runs from base 60 to 323 and encodes 87 amino acids. NCBI's taxonomy places the organism in Eukaryota, Metazoa, Arthropoda, Insecta, Diptera, Drosophilidae.